CACACUCUCUGUUUCCUCUGUAUCUCGUUCCAAACGUGUCAGUCAACCAGUCAGUUGAUUAUUUGUGUGUGUGUGUGUGUGGUGGGGGGAUGUUGAAAAGAGCUCGUAACCAUCCUUCAUCUCUAUGACCGACGGACAAGAGAAACAGAGACAAGGACCCGGGGACAUACAGUUUCUCACAGAGGAAACUCACCCAGCAGUCUACUUCCUGAAAUCACCACUCCUUCUGUCUAUGAGCUGCACUGAGGCAGAGGAGUGGACUUCCCAACAAUCCUGACACACGGAAAACCCCUGUGAAUCCCCCAGAGGCCCCCCGAGCAGCAGCAUGUCCUCUCCUCUCCCCAUGCCCUCUCUCCCCCCCAGUCCUCUGGCCAUGGAGUACCUAAAUGACUUUGACCUCCUCAAGUUUGAGGUGAAAUCUGACACUCCUCCGCACCCUACUCCAUGUGUGUUUCCCAAGUCUGGCCUUCCCCAAGACCCCUCCAGCUCGCCGUACACCAGCAACCCUAUGCAGGAUUCCAGUUUGAGCUCCAGCCCUUACAACUCGCUGCCACCCUCGCCAUCGCUCAGUGACGCCCACCCACCACCUUCGGGCUCUUCCUCCCUCUCAUCGUCAUCCUCCUCCAUCUCCUUCCCCCUCUCCCUCUCUAACAGCUUCACCUCAGGCAUCAGCUCCGGCUCUCAGGGGAACGUGGAGGGCAGCCCGUCCCACGGGGGGCCUCAGGGUCCCACAUCGGCCUCGCUGGAGGACCUGAUCUGGCUGGCAGCGCUGCAGCAACAAUUUGGAGGUGAUGUGACGGGGCCCUCGAAUUUGAUGGGGGCCUUGGGGGGAGUGCCAGAGCGGGGGGAGAGAGAGAGGGGGCCGGUCAAUGGCUUCCUGGGCUGUGAGGACGCUGUGGAGGCUUUGCUGAACUCAGCUGCUGCAGCUGUCAGCUCGCAGUUUCCAAGUCUUUCUCAGAGUUCCAGCAGCAACCUGGGGGACUCCAGCAGCGACAGUGGUGCAGACAUCUCCUGCCCCAAAGGGACAGACAUGUGCCAUCGCCCGCUCGUCUUCCUCUCAUCAGCCCCUAACUCACUCCCCAACGACGCUCCUAACUCAGCUCCAUACCCACAACCCCUCAGCCCCCAGGCCCAUCUUCAUCACCACCAGCAUCACCAUCAUCAGCACCACUCGCACCACUCCAUGCAUGGCAGCCAUCACCAUCAUCACCACUCAAUGAGUCAGUGUGGGGCCAAUGAUCGCUUCUCUGAUGAGCAGCUGGUGAGCCUGUCAGUGCGGGAGCUGAACCGACACCUGCGAGGAGUGAGUAAGGAUGAAGUGGUGCGCUUGAAACAGAAACGUCGCACUCUGAAGAACCGGGGCUAUGCCCAGUCCUGCCGAUACAAGCGCCUACAGCACCGCCACGCUCUGGAGUCGGAGAAACAUGUGCUCACACAACAGUUGGAUCAGCUACAGUGUGAGCUGAAUCGAGUGCUGAGGGAGAGAGAUGCCUACAAGGCUCGCUACGAGAAGCUCCUCAGCACGAACCACAGCAUCGCAGCUGAAGCCCCACCGACCCGCAGCAGCAACCCACCUUCCCCACCCCCUGACUACUUCCUCUGAGCUAAGCCCACAGGGAGAGGAAGGAAUAAACAGAGGAAUGAGAAACCAGCCAACAUGGAGCAAUCAAUGAUGAGUAAUCAGACUUGGGGAAGAAAACAAGGAUGUGUAUGUAAGUGUGUGUGUAAGUGUGUGUUUGUGUGUGAGAGAGAAAGUGAAAGAGAGACACUGGCAGGCAGUUUUGGAGCGAUACAACUGUGAAAUCCACUAUUGAGUGAUUAAAGGGGAAUAAGACUGCUAACUCAUAGUGUUAGACUCAGCUCUAGGCUGCUUCAUGGACAACGCUUUUACUUCACUGUGAAUGAUAGUUGCACAAAAACUGGCUAAGAAUACAACAGUGGACAAACACGACUGUGAGAAGUGCAUUGAAAAAGCUUUUGUCUUGAAUUUAAACGUAUCAAUAGUCCCUGAUACUGCUGAGAAUAUUAUCUAUGCAAUAUUAUAGCUGCAAUGUACUUUCAAAAUGAGUGGUUGUGGUUCAAACUGUAGUUGUGUUUUUUUACAAUAAGCUGCUAAAGCUGCAGAGGUCUGAGUAAUGCAGUGGUGCUGGAUGUGGAGUGGUAUGGGCUUGGAUAAAGUAUCCACGGCAUGCAGUUGUGUUUGCCAGCAAAUUUUUCACAGUUGCCUACCAAAGUGUAUAAGCUCACCAAGACUUGUUUUUAUUUUAAAGAUGAAUAAUCAUAGAUUAAAGAAUGUACAAGGAUACCUGUCAUGGGAAUCCUCCACUGAUUGUGCUUAAUGAAUAGUAGGGAUAUUGCUCUUGUGUUUUAGCAAAUAAAUCUACUUUUGCUGCUUGGAAAUGGCUACAUUGAGCCAUUAACAGUGACAAGAAAGACUUGCUGUUUGCUCUCAAACAUGUGUUUUUACAUACAAAGAGCUAGUAGUGUGCUUAACUAAAGCAACUGCAUAUGAUGAAAGCGAGAAAGAAGCCCUCCGCAGCAGGCGAAAAGAGUGUGGCAUGAUUUGUGUGGCUGUGUCCAGUCCUCCAGACUAGGGAAGUUAUUUUCUGAAAAAAAUUGCACACCUCUGUAACAGGAACAAUCACACAAUUACAGCAACAUGCGGCACCACAGAGCUGGUCACUGUGGACUCGGGUACUGUGGUUUACAGAUGCAAGAGAAAAUCAACGGUGCAGGGAAAUUAAAAAGAAAAUGCAAAAAAUGUUUUCAUGGAGACACCUUCUUAUCUGUCCCAUAAAAUCCAGGGUUCAUGAUUUAGAGCUAUUUAUUUUUGUUUGGGUGUAGAGUAAAUAAAUUGUUCUUUUUAUUUAUUCACUUAUUUAUUCAGUAUUUAUUGUUUAUUUAUGUACUGAUUCUACUUAAUUUACUUUACAGGUUUUAUUCAAUUAGUGUGUAUUUUUACUUUCCCACAGAUUACUAUUUUACCCAAUUGUGAUUAGAAUUAAGAUUACUACAAAAAUGAUGGCCGUUAUCAUGGUUUCCUGCUCCUGUUGUAGUGUGGUUUCAUAUGCAUAAGAAAUAAACAAAGUACU
Gymnodraco acuticeps is the source of this 3092-nucleotide messenger RNA. RefSeq names its product neural retina leucine zipper (gene nrl). Bases 326 to 1603 code for a protein of 425 amino acids. The transcript is spliced from 5 exons. Gene Ontology annotation, cellular component: nucleus. NCBI's taxonomy places the organism in Eukaryota, Metazoa, Chordata, Actinopteri, Perciformes, Bathydraconidae. Gene Ontology annotation, molecular function: RNA polymerase II cis-regulatory region sequence-specific DNA binding; DNA-binding transcription factor activity, RNA polymerase II-specific. The record is from RefSeq and is a predicted model, not a curated record. Gene Ontology annotation, biological process: regulation of transcription by RNA polymerase II.